Messenger RNA from Rotaria sordida, 804 nucleotides. The record is from the annotation of a GenBank genome assembly. Lineage: Eukaryota; Metazoa; Rotifera; Eurotatoria; Philodinida; Philodinidae.
AUGAGUACUGUCGAUGUUGAUAUGACAUUAUAUUUCCAUAGAAAACAUACACCACCACCUAGUGUUCUUCUAUUAACAGGACCAAAUGAUAACAGUCGAGAUUAUGAAGGUAGUCCUACAACUGAACAUCGUCCUAAUCAACCUAAAAAACGUCCACCACCACAUAUGAUUGGUUUACAUGUUAGUAAUCUUGAUGUACAUGAUACAUCAACUGCAUCAUUUGGUUGGCAACGACAUUCUGAUAAAAACAAUCAAUUAAAUCUUGCACCAGAUGUUGCAUAUCGAAAUACAUAUUUAGAAGAAAUGAAGAAAAAAGAGAAAAAGGAUCCAAAUAAUGAACAUAAUCAUUGUUGUUCAUUAUCACCACAUAAUCAAAAAUCAUCUCAAUCACAAUUUAAAGAUUCAUCUUCAUCUUGUUCAUUAAAAUCAUCACAACAAAAAAAUUCUUCUCAUCAAUAUUCAACAAUAUAUGAUUAUAUUCGUGCUUCUAUUCGAGAUAUUGAACGACAUCGUAAUAAAAAACAACAAAAUAUAUCUUCACGUGUAAAACGUCCACAAAAUGAUGAUUGUACUUUACGACGUAUAUUAGGAGAAAAAAAAUCUCCUGUAAGAACAUCAAUGUCAAGAAAUAGUUCAACAACAACAACAACAACAACGACAACACAAACAAUAUCAUCAUUGUUUAAUAACGAUUUAAAAAGUCCACAAAGUUUUGUUAAUUAUAUAAAUUAUUCUCGUACAGUUCAUUCAUCAACAUCAAAUCAAUCAUAUCAACAACAACGAUCUAUUCUAUCUCAAAACUAA